Messenger RNA from Adineta ricciae, 981 nucleotides. NCBI's taxonomy places the organism in Eukaryota, Metazoa, Rotifera, Eurotatoria, Adinetida, Adinetidae. The record is from the annotation of a GenBank genome assembly.
AUGUCGACCUCAUCUGCAUCGAUCAACUUUGCUUUGAUUAAUCAAGCGAUCAAUCGCUAUGUAACCGUUGUUCUUCUAACCAUCGGCGUUAUUGGAAACGUUCUGAAUUUAUUCAUUUUCACACGUAAAACGUUCCGUAACAAUAUCUGUGUGAUUUAUUUCUUAGCAGCGACCGUGUCGGAUUCAUUUUCAAUUGGCAUCGGUCUUCUUACUCGUUUGCUUAACGGAUACGGCGUUGAUCCAUCACAAACCUCCAGUAUAUUCUGUAAAUUUAGAUUUUUCAUUACCUAUACAGCUGCAUUCACUGGAGGAUGGUUUAUCAGUCUAGCUUGCAUUGAACGGUAUUUGUGCUCAUCAGCAAACGUUCAUCAACGUCGUUUGGUUACAGUCAGAAAAGUCUACGCAUCCAUAUUUGCGGUGGUUGUCUUCGGAGUUCUGGCGUUUGGUGAACAAUUUUAUUGCAUUGACAUCAAUCAACAGUUAUUCAGUGCACCGCAAUCCUGUUAUCAAUUGAAACAGAACAUUCCUUGUCAAAUUGUGGACAGUUUAAUGCAGUUUUUAUUGGAAAUUAUCUCGCCUACAUUGAUUAUGACUAUUUUUGGGUGUUUAAUUUUGAGAAAUGUUCGGGAAAAACGUCGCCGGAUCAAUGUAUCACCCUCAACAAAUUUCAGUACUCCGAAAAUGCCAUUGCCAGUAGAAACGAAUCGAAGUGCGCAACGACGAGAAGCACAACUAUUGAUCAUUUUGCUCAUACAAGUUGUAGUCUUUAUUAUUUCGACAUUUCCUGUCAGUAUCUAUAAAUUCUAUUCUGUGGCUACAAUUUAUGACGUAAGGUCAAAUCUCCGACAGUCAAUUGAAAAUACGAUAUUCAAUAUUUGCGUCAUCUGCUUCUUUUUGAACAACACCAUCAAGUUUUACAUCUAUACCUUGUGUGGUAGUGUUUUUCGGAAAGAAUUAAUUAAGCUAUUCCGUCGACGAUAG